Molecule: messenger RNA, 576 nt
Organism: Melopsittacus undulatus (budgerigar)
Lineage: Eukaryota; Metazoa; Chordata; Aves; Psittaciformes; Psittaculidae
Gene: GPX2
Product: glutathione peroxidase 2
Exons: 2
Biological process (GO): response to oxidative stress
Molecular function (GO): glutathione peroxidase activity
Source: RefSeq, a predicted model, not a curated record
AUGAGCAUCCCCAUAGCCAAGUCCUUCUAUGACCUGAGCGCCAGCUCCUUGCAUGGGGAGAGGGUGGAUUUCACCACGUUCCGGGGCCGCGUGGUCCUCAUAGAGAACGUGGCAUCGCUCUGAGGCUCCACGGUGAGGGAUUACACCCAGCUCAACCAGCUGCAGGCCCGGUACCCGCGGCGGCUGGUGGUGCUGGGCUUCCCCUGCAACCAGUUCGGCUUCCAGGAGAACAGCACCAACGAGGAGAUCCUCAGCCUCCUGAAGCACGUCCGCCCGGGGGGUGGCUUCGAGCCCAACUUCACCCUGCUCCAGAAGUGCCAGGUGAACGGUGCCGACACUCACCCUGUGUUUGCCUACCUGAAGCUCCAUCUCCCGGCGCCGGCCGACGAGGCCGAGACCCUGAUGGCAGAGCCGCGAUCCGUGUCCUGGAGCCCCAUCCGGCGCUCCGACAUCUCCUGGAACUUCGAGAAGUUCCUGGUGGGGCCCGAAGGGGAACCCUUCCGGCGCUACAGCCCCCGCAUGGCUCCGGCGCAGCUGGAGCCGGACAUCCAGCGCCUGCUCAAGCUGGCCAAGUAG